CUGACCUCGACUCUGAGGGGUAAAAAUCUCGCAUCUUCUUGUGGGACUAAUAUCUGAGAUGGAGCUGUGGGUGGCAUGAAAUAAAAAGUGACGAUGGUGGCGGUGAAGGAUGGUGAGGUGCCUGUGGCUGCUGCCCUUGUGUGUGACGUACCAGUGACUGCUGCUGCCCUUGUGUGUGACGUACCAGUGACUGCUGCUGCCCUUGUGUGUGACGUACCAGUGACUGCUGCUGCCCUUGUGUGUGACGUACCAGUGACUGCUGCUGCCCUUGUGUGUGACGUACCAGUGACUGCUGGUGCCCCUGUGUGUGACGUACCAGUGACUGCUGGUGGUGGUGCCCCUGUGUGUGACGUACCAGUGACUGAUGUUACUGGUGACCCUGUGUGUGACGUACGAGUGACUGCUUAUGCUGGUUACUCUGUGUGUGACGUACCAGUGACUGCUGCUGCUGGUGCCCAUGUGUGUGACGUACCAGUGACUGCUGGUGCCCCUGUGUGUGAAGUACCAGUGACUGUUGCUGCUGGUGCCCCUGUGUGUGACGUACCAGUGACUGCUGGUGCCCCUGUGUGUGACGUACCAGUGACUGCUGCUGCUGGCACCCCUCAGUGUGACGUACUUGCCCGCCUGUUAUGGGAGUAUCCUUACCACAUAGUACCCAGGAACCAUGACCCUUACAACGUCGCCUUAUUCAACAAGACAUCAAUGUUCCACCCGGACACCACCGAGGUCAACAUCCUUCACACUGACCAAUAUAUUCAUCUCGUAAACACCAUAUACCAGUUCACAAAGGGGCUGGUAUACAACCUGUUGGCUCUGCUGCUCGGUCCUGUUAUCGCCUUCUUCUGGGGUAUCGUCUUCGCUUCCAUAGUCUUUAUUAAACUCAGUCACGCACUAGCCAUAGGUCCCAAGACCUACACUGCUAAGUACUGCUCCACGCCAGUACUCUGCCCAGUGUCUCCAACAGUCUCCUCCAGAGACUCUCCAGCAGCCCUCUCCCGAGCUCUCUACACCAGCAGUAGCUCCACUUGA
This is a messenger RNA of Cherax quadricarinatus, 1029 nucleotides long. The record is from RefSeq and is a predicted model, not a curated record. NCBI's taxonomy places the organism in Eukaryota, Metazoa, Arthropoda, Malacostraca, Decapoda, Parastacidae.